AUCAGUCCAUCUAUCAAUGGCGAUGGCCGGAGGCGGCGGAGGAGGUGUACUGGGCGAGUGGGGCUGGUGGCUGGGCCUCGUUUUCGGUGCCGGCCCGCUGCUCUGCCUCGCCGCCUGGCACGCCAUGGACGCUUGGUACCGCGCUGCCUUCUUCCUCAAACACGGCAGCCAGCGCCGCCUCCCGCCGGGCCACAUGGGCCUGCCCUUCCUCGGCGAGACGCUCUCCCUGAUCUGGCACUUCAAGCUCGCGCGCCGUCCUGACGAGUUCAUCGCCGCCAAGAGGCGAGCGCACGGUGGUGCCGGGGCCGGCCUCUACCGCACGCACCUCUUCGGCUCCCCCGCUGUCAUCGCCUGUUCGCCGGCCGCCAACAAGUUCGUUCUUCAGUCCCCAGACAACUUCGGUGCGCGGUGGCCCGUGCCGGAGCUUGUGGGCAUCACGUCUGUGGUGAACGUUGAGGGUGCCGCCCAUGCCAGGCUCCGCGGGUUCAUCACCGCAGCCAUCAACCGGCCCAGCUCGCUUCGGACCAUCGCCGCCGUCAUGCAGCCCCGCAUCAUGGUGGCGCUGGCCUCUUGGGCCGACAUGGGGACCAUCGUCGCUGCCACCGAGAUCAAGAAUGUGACAUUCGCCAACAUCUGCAAGAUGUUCAUUAGCAUGGAGCCUUCUCCAUUGACGGAGAAGAUCGACAAGUUGUUCCGUGACUUGGUUGCUGGCCUUAGGUCAUUCCCCUUGGAUUUUCCAGGGACAACAUUUCAUAGUGCUCGCAAGUGUCGUCGGAAGCUAAACGCUAUCUUUCGAGAGGAGCUGGAGGCGAGGAAGAAGGUGGGAAGGGAGUGUGAUGAUCUCAUGGGUGGGCUGAUGCACAUGGAGGACGAGCAGGGGAGGAAGUUGAGGGACGAGGAGGUGGUGGACAACAUCGUCUCCCUCGUCAUCGCUGGAUACGAGUCUACCGCCAGCGCCAUCAUGUGGGCUACCUACCACCUUGCCAAAUCCCCGGUUGCCCUAGCCAAGCUCCGGGAGGAGAAUAUGGCGGUGAGCAAAAGCAAAGGGGCUUCAUCAAUGAUCACCCAUGACGACCUCCCGAAUAUGAAGUACACCGCGAAGGUAGUGGAGGAGACAAUUCGGAUGGCUAACAUAUCGCCGAUGUUGCACCGCGUGGCGAACAGGGAUGUGGAUCACAAUGGGUACACGAUACCGGCGGGUUGGUCGGUGCUAGUGUGGGUGAGGUCGCUGCACACUGAUCCCGGCAAUUACGAGAACCCCCUCACCUUCAACCCCGACAGAUGGGAUGAGCCAGCAAAGCCAGGGACGUACCUUGUGUUCGGAGGCGGCUACAGGAUCUGUGCUGGCAACAUGCUCGCUAGGUUGCAGCUCACCAUCAUGCUUCAUCAUCUCUCCAUUGGCUAUGAAUGGGAGUUGCUGAACCCUGAUGCAGAGAUUGAUUACGUCCCAAACCCAAGGCCAGCGGAUGGUGCAGUCAUGUCCUUCCGUAAGCUUAGCACCUGAUCAAGAUGUGAUCAAUGACAUUUCUCUCUCAUCUAAAAAUAAACCAUUGUGGUGGUUGUGGUGCACACAUUGUAGUUAACAAGAUGAUACCCCACACGUUGUGGUAAUGUUUUGCAAUAUAUUUCAAUGAGACAUGAUUGUAUGG
Molecule: messenger RNA, 1649 nt
Organism: Aegilops tauschii subsp. strangulata
Lineage: Eukaryota; Viridiplantae; Streptophyta; Magnoliopsida; Poales; Poaceae
Product: ent-kaurenoic acid oxidase 1-like
Biological process (GO): multicellular organism development; brassinosteroid biosynthetic process; brassinosteroid homeostasis
Molecular function (GO): oxidoreductase activity, acting on paired donors, with incorporation or reduction of molecular oxygen; heme binding; iron ion binding
Source: RefSeq, a predicted model, not a curated record